Messenger RNA from Zootermopsis nevadensis, 2599 nucleotides. Its product is annotated as putative methylmalonate-semialdehyde/malonate-semialdehyde dehydrogenase [acylating], mitochondrial. Lineage: Eukaryota; Metazoa; Arthropoda; Insecta; Blattodea; Termopsidae. The record is from RefSeq and is a predicted model, not a curated record. Gene Ontology annotation, molecular function: methylmalonate-semialdehyde dehydrogenase (acylating, NAD+) activity. Gene Ontology annotation, biological process: L-valine catabolic process; thymine catabolic process. Gene Ontology annotation, cellular component: mitochondrion.
GAUGUAAAUUGUUUAUAUAGUGUAGUAAGGCAUUUUUGAGACUGUGUAUUGGUGGUACUGAUAAAGCAGAUAUUACGUUGUUACUGGCUGAAAUGAAUGAUGGUGCGAAGGUAGUGUGAAAUUCAAGUUUCAGUUUGCUUCAGUAUAAGACCGAUAAAAGGUGAAUUAGCGUACAGUAUGGCAUCUGCUGUGUUUAAUCAACCCUUUAAAGAUGGGCUUAUGUUGAUGAAUAGGGUCCGGAAUGGUGUGGUAGCAUGGAAUCGGAGCAUGUCAGUAGUACCAACUACAAAACUCUUCAUCAAUGGAAAAUUUGUAGACUCCAAAACAGAGGAUUGGAUUGAUGUACAUAACCCAGCAACUAAUGAGGUAGUGACAAGGGUACCAAAAGCCACAGAGGCUGAGAUGUUGCAGGCGGUAGCAUCAGCGAAGGAAGCCUUCAAGAAGUGGUCGCAGUUAUCGAUACUGUCUCGGCAACAGGUCAUGUUCAGAUACCAGGACAUCAUUAGGAAGAACAUGAAAGAGCUGGCCAAGAGCAUCACAACGGAACAAGGCAAAACACUGAUUGAUGCGGAGGGAGACGUGUUACGAGGACUGCAGGUGGUGGAGCACUGCUGCAGUGUUACGUCCCUCCAGCUGGGAGAGACGUUGCCUAAUAUUAGCAAGGAUUUGGAUACGUACUCGUACCGCUUGCCGCUCGGCGUAACAGCUGGUAUAACGCCGUUCAACUUCCCAGCCAUGAUUCCGCUGUGGAUGUUUCCUGUUGCCAUUGUUCUGGGUAACACGUCCGUCAUCAAGCCAUCAGAACGAGACCCCGGAGCUUGUAUGAUGCUGAUGGAGUUGCUCAAUGAGGCGGGAUGCCCUCCUGGAGUCGUGAACGUGAUUCAUGGCGCACGUGAGGCCGUCAGCUUCAUAUGUGAUAAUCCAGACAUUAAAGCUAUCUCAUUCGUAGGAUCUGACCAAGCAGGGAAGUAUAUCUAUGAACGAGGAUCUCUCAAUGGAAAGCGCGUACAGAGCAACAUGGGAGCCAAAAAUCAUGGCGUGGUCAUGCCUGAUGCAAAUAAAGAAAAUACUCUGAACCAGCUCGUUGGGGCUGCUUUUGGAGCCGCUGGGCAGCGCUGCAUGGCCCUCAGUACGGCUGUGUUUGUAGGCGAGGCACAGCAGUGGCUCCCAGACCUUGUUCUCAGAGCAAAGGCACUGAAAGUAAAUGCAGGUCACGUACCAGGCACAGACUUUGGUCCUGUCAUCUCGGCGCAUGCGAAGAACAGGAUCUGCGAUUUAAUACAGUCGGGAAUCGAUGAGGGAGCCAAAUGCGUUCUCGAUGGACGAGGACUCCGGGUGCCUGGCUUUGAGAAGGGAAACUUUAUUGGGCCGACCAUCCUUACAGAUGUUAAGACAAACAUGAAAUGUUACAAGGAGGAGAUCUUUGGACCAGUUCUGAUCACGUUGCAUGUGGACACAUUGGACGAAGCCGUAGAACUCAUCAACGAGAAUCCGUACGGUAAUGGUACAGCCAUCUUUACAACCAAUGGGGCUACUGCCAGGAAGUUUACCAACACAAUUGACGUGGGUCAGGUCGGAGUAAACGUGCCAAUUCCUGUGCCACUGCCCAUGUUCUCCUUCACAGGAACACGUGGUUCAUUCAUGGGUGAUGCACACUUUUAUGGCAAGCAGGGUGUAAAUUUCUACACACAAGUGAAGACAGUGACUCAGAUGUGGCGGGAGAGCGACGUGACGCACUCGAAGGCCGCCGUUUCGAUGCCCGUUAUGCAGUGAGUACCUCCGUACAGAAGGUUUUGCAGUCGGCGCACGGAUGUUUUGAUAUUUUCCAGGUGGUAUGUAAUUCGGGCAUCUUAUAAAAUUCACUUUCUAGUGUCAGUUGCAAGACGCAGCACAAACAUUUUACGCUUUAUAAAGUGCCCGAAUUCUACGUGUUGCUCGUAAGAAAUAUUGUGAAUAUAGUUUGAAUUAUAAAAAUAUGGUACAUAUUCUUUUAUGAUUGGAAUUCAUCUCGUACCAGGAGAUGAACGAGGAGUCGUUCUGGUUCUCCUGCAAUCAGUAGUAUAAUGUUAGUGAUGAAGAGGAGCUUACAGACACGUUCGCCUACAAGUUAGAUUAGGAGCAUAUGAAGAUAAUCUAUAGAUUGUCUGCAAAUUACAAUUAUGUUACUUGUUCACUUCUUUGAAUGAAGCAUUUUAUUGUGUUUUUAUCUCAGGUUCUGUGGAUGUUUUUAUCCGAUCUUCAUGUAACCUUGCCAGUCUUUGUUUUGUAGCAGAGUCGGAAUAUCUGCCAGCGCUGCUGUGCGUGAUUGUAGUUUUAUAUAUAUAUAUAUUUUUAUAGCGACUCUUUUCUCGUGAAAAUAGCUGUCCAAAGUGGACGAUGAAAUAUGCAACGUGCGUAUGUGAGCUACCUCCUCUGAAAGUAGUUUGUGCACUUGGUUCUGUGCAGUCCAUCUGUUCCUCUCAGUCUCUUUCAGGAGAAAAAAACAAAAUGUCUGGGAAAUGAAUAGUAGGUUUUUAUUUUAAUUUUUCGGUGAGUUUUGUUUUCAAAAGUCAUGAUGUGUAGAAUACAUCGAAAUGCCAAUAAAACAAACAUCAAGUUA